Molecule: messenger RNA, 4846 nt
Organism: Liolophura sinensis
Lineage: Eukaryota; Metazoa; Mollusca; Polyplacophora; Chitonida; Chitonidae
Product: folliculin-like
Exons: 8
Coding region: 33-1718 (561 amino acids)
Biological process (GO): positive regulation of transforming growth factor beta receptor signaling pathway; negative regulation of transcription by RNA polymerase II; positive regulation of TORC1 signaling
Cellular component (GO): cytosol
Molecular function (GO): GTPase activator activity
Source: RefSeq, a predicted model, not a curated record
CCUUUGGACUAAACGAAGUUGGAAACUUAAAGAUGAAUGCCAUUAUAUCAUUGUGUCAUUUUUGUGAGUUCCAUGGCCCAAGGAUUUUAUUUUGUACUCAGCCAAUUCACCAGCAGGAGAGCCUUCAUGAUAGUGAUGGUAACUCAUCUGAUUCCGGGUCAGUCUUACGAGACAGGGGAUUUCGUUCACCCUCUCUCAGCUCUGGUCGAUCAGGAGAACCAUUAACACCUGUCAUACUCUCACCCAAAACAGAUUCUUGUGAAGCUUGUUAUUCUGUCCAGUCUGGAUACGUCAGCCAUGAUGAUGAAGCUCAGGUGAGCUAUGUCAGCAAUCAGCAUCCUCAUCAUCCACAGGUGUUUUCCAUGGUGCGACAGGCAUGUGUGAGGAGUCUUAGUUGUGAGGUGUGUCCAGGCAGAGAAGGUCCUAUAUUUUUUGGAGAUGAACAGCGUGGUCAUGUGCUGAGUUAUACAUUUUACAUCAGAGACAGUCAGGCACGGGGCCUGCAGAGGUGGUACAGUAUCCUUGUUAUCAUGAUGGAUAAGAUCUACCUGCUCAACUCCUGGCCAUUUCUCGUGCCAAAUUUGAGAGUGGUCAUUAACAAACUGCAGCAGAAAGCACAGAGGGUUCAUGAUGAGGAACAGACCCGUUGUCCUCAGAGGUCCUUUAGACUGAUUAAUUCAGGUAUGAGUGUCACACCUGGCAACUUCAGACAUCAGAGAGGCGUCAACAGACCAGCAAGGUCGUUGGUGGAAUUGACUGAUGACAGAACUGUAUUCAAACUUCUCCAUGUGUCUUUUGCAUGGAUUCUAAAGGCUUGUGGUAACAGGAUAACAGAAACACUGCUAGAGGGACCUCCUACAGAGGAUUCCAUCAUUGACAUGGAGAAACAGGAAGAAACUGAAGAAGGAUUUAUCAAGUUAUUUUCAAAAAAAGUGGGUCUUGAAGAUGAAGAAAGUGCAGAAAGCAGCUCAACCAAAGAACAGGGUGACACAGAGGCCAAAGGGGAGGUAACUGGGGCAAUAGAAGGGAGUUCAGUGCUGUGUAUAAAGAAUCUCAGAAAACUGCUUCAGAUCCUUGGAGAUCACAAAUUCCAAGUCCUAGCGCACCAUGUUGUCAUUGGCAACCAGAUAAUUGUGAGAGGAAGUCAUAAAGCUGUUGUCAGAGAUAUCCUGAAUUGUUUAAAGUGUUUAUUGCCCAGAGGCUGUAGCAGGGUUGUCCCAUACAGUACCUCAUAUGAAGAGUCCUGGAAAUGCAAUUUUUUGGGUUUGGCACCAGAUGUCGCUGUUCCGAGUCAUGUGAUAUCAGAUGAGAUGUUUCUACUGGUCAUUGUUGACCCCAUUGACAAGUGCCAGGAUGCUGAUUGCGUGAAGCUGGAUAUGUUUGAGUAUGAGUUACAGUCAGCCACAACUUUACCUUCCAAAGGGCCAAGUGUCCUAGGCAAAAUGGUAUUGGCUUUGAAAAAUGGAAACCUGAAUGAUGAAGUUGUGGAGCAGUGCUUGAUUUGCAUCAAGGAAGAGUGGAUGAACAAGGUGAAAGUGCUAUUUAAGUUCACAAAGGCUGGUGGGAGUCGUUCUGAAGAGGAUCGUAAAAAGCUGUUACAGGUAGUGGGAGCCCAGCCUGAGGAUAAGCCCAUGUUAAAAUUUUGGAUGACAGGACUCAGCGUGCAAUACAGGACUCAUAUUUUGUCUGCUUCAAAAAGUCAGGCCAGUCCCUUGUGAAGAACUUGGCAGGCUGUACUUGUACAGGAUACUUGGUUCUUGUACUUCCUGAAUUUCUUUACCCAUUUGAUAAAGCAGCAGAUAGCUAAAAUCUGCAGUUUCCUCACACGGUGUUGUACAUGACUUCCUUACUACUUUAUCUCUGUAAUGGUCAUAUCUGUCAAGUGACCUGUAUUAAACUACGUGUAAUUUGGUUCUAGGUCGUGAUUCAAGGCUACAUGUGACAGAUGAGUAUUCGAUGUUAUGCAUGCAUCUUUACUAUAAUACAUGACAGUCAAACAGUUGUCUCAUCGAAAAAAGAAUUACAGAAUAUUAGUAUUAUGAUGUUCACAACAUGUACUAACAGCAAGUACCCAUAAUCAUUUUGCUGUAAUAAUCUAAUAGGUGCUGUAAUGAUAUAUAGGUUAUUGGUAUUCAUGAUUGUGCAUUGUAAUAUUUUGUCAAGGUGUUUCACUAGGGAAGGUCAUCAGUAAGUUAAUUGGUUCAUAAUGCACUGCUGGUAGUGCCAAGUGUCAUUGAUCUCAGGUUCUCAAAAUAUGUGGAAAAAGAUAAAUAAAAAACAUUGUCUUUUCUUAUUUUCAUAUUUUAGUAAUAGACUGAAAAUGAUGCAAUAGACAUGACAUAUACUGAUUAAGGAGUUAUUGUUUUCAUGAAGUUUAGGCUAUGAUGAAGGAGCAUAACUAUGUGAUUGUCAGAUUAAGAUUGGUGUGUAAGUGGCUUGACUACAGGAUUAUGCUAGGAACAGUGUCAUAACUGGUGACUCCUUGAGCAGGCUGUUCUCUAUUCAAAACCUGAACACACCGGUUAUGAAUUAACAUCUUUUAUGAACCUUUAUGUAUGACGUUGGGCGAAUCUCCAAUCCUUUCGUUCUUGCAACAACCUAAUCAUUAUCAGAUGGAACCCUUGUAAACCUUUAAACAUCAACUUCCGUAAGUUGUUUGGACACCACUUUCCAACCCUGGACCCAGGAGCAUGAAGCCGUCUUAGACUUAAGUCAGAAAUAGUCUUAACUAAUUUAUUUGUGAACUUGUAGUCUUAACUAAUUUAUUUGUGAACUUGUAUUUGAACUUCAGCACAAAAUUUUAAAUUUGUUACAAACUUUGUAGACAACUCUAAGUGUUGAAAUAAAAAUUUGUAUGGUGAGCCACAAUUUAAGUACAGGAAACUGUUUUAAAGUUAAGACAUAGUCUGACUUAAGUCUACGACAGCUUUGUGAUAUGGGGCCUGGCCUUCAUACUUUAUAAAUUUCAAGAACAGGAGUCUUUAAGAAGGCUAUCAACACUGAGAUACUUAAGGUAUACUAAAUGACCUAAAAUGUCAUCCACAAAAGUGCAUUUUUAGAGAGAAAUAAAUGUAAGUAAAUAUUAUUUUUGGUGCUGAAACUUACACUUUUCCAGUAGAGUAUCAUUCCAUGUUCCAGGCAAACCUCAAAACACCUUUCUAAAAUCAGUAGGAGUCUUAGAACCAGGAAAAUAGUCAAGUUAGCCAUGGACGAUAGUUAUGGUCAUUUAGUGCACUUUUCUGAUCACCAUUGUUUGCCUUGAAAACCUUUUUUGGCAAUAUGUAUGUGAGAUACAAGAGUUUUAGUUUCAAUAACUAUUCCUUAUGACAAACACAAUAACAUUGGUCAGUAACAUUUUUGACAUCGUCUGUUUAUUUGCUUAUUUGAAUGUUCAGUGCUUGAUUCAGGAAGACUUCACUUAUCAGUAAAUGUUGUUAGGCUCAUGGGUGGAAGGACUUCAGAUGGGCUCAUUGCCAGGUAUCUGAUAAACCUGACACAAAGUCAAAUGUGAAUACUGCACCCCAGCCUGCAACUCAUUGGCCAAAACCAGGGAAAUUUCCUACAAAAGCCACUGUCCCCAUUUUCUGACAUUACAAGUGACUUUCGGUUAGUUGUGUUCAGCCAUACUAUAUAUAGAAACAUCAACUUACGUUAUUCAAAAAGGCUCUACUCCAUAGGAUUUUUCGCAUUCAAGUAAAAUCAAGUGUUUGAAGGUGUAUGUUCCAAGCUGUUACCUUUAUGAUACCUAAUUAUAUUGCUGAUGGUCACUAAAGGACUUCAGAAGCACCUUGACCCAGCACUGAGGAGCCCUUAUAAAUUUGUCUCCAUAGCUCCUUAAAGAUUUAUGAUCACUAUUGUGGAUCUUACUGGCCAUCAGUGGUGGUCUUAAAAAAAAGUUCAUGUCCAUCGCAGAAUAUUAAAUCAAUCAUUCAUUAAUGCAUUUAGAAAUAUUUCAUCUGGUGAGUUUGGUUGUGGGUUUAUGUAACGUGUUUGGGCCCCAUACCUGCAAGAAGUGGCUAUUUAUUUGGUUGGUGUUCUAUGUCGUGCUCAAGAAUAUUUCACUUAUACGACGGCGGCCAGCAUUAUGGUGGGAAGAAACCGGGCAGAGCCCGGGGGAAACCCACGACCAUCCGCAGGUUGCUGGAAGACCUUUCCACUUACGGCCAGAGAGGAAGCCAGAAUGACCUGGACUUGAUGUCACAGCGACCGCAUUCGUGAGAGGCUCCUGGGUCAUUACGCUCGCUAGCGCGCUAACCAACUGAGACACAGAGGCCCCCGCCAAGAGGUGGUGGUCAACUAGUGGCAUUCCCUUUUCUCCACCCAUGAACUUGAAAAACUUUUGAAUAGGGCAUUAAACAUAGGCCAGAUAAAAGAAUAAUAAAUAAAUGAGUAAAUAACAGUCGAAAGUAUUUCUGAUCAUCACUAUAAUAGCCUUCGGAAACCUUCCUCAUCAACCAGAAGCUUCUAAAUCUUCUCGUAUCAUCUCUGCUGGUUUAGCCUUCUACAUAUCACUCAAAGCCUUCCAAACUACAUUUGGCCAUCCCAUAUGCGCCGCAGAGAACUUCCAGGUAGAGGAGAUCACUACUGACAAUCAGAAAACGUUUAUCCAUCACUGGUCUUUCAAGAACCCAUAUGGCCAUCAGUGGUCAUCACGGCGAGGUACUGCCACUUUUCUGGUCAUUGUCAAGCAACGAUUUUGAUCAAGAAUUUCUCGGUGCCUGGGUUCAGCCGAUCGAUCGUACAUGAGGAGCGUUUGGGGACCAUUAUAUUCAUUCACAGAAAUCUCCUCUGUCUUCUUGUAAUUGACGUAAUUUCAAAUGCAUAUAUAUAUAUAUUUAUAUGUUUA